UACUACUCGGCAGUUGACGAGGUCUUGUCAUCACUAAUAGCGCCGACUAUAAUUAACCCCAGCUCUUAUCGUGCGCGAGCUAUAUACCAGCCUGUUCUUGUGACCCACAAUAGGUGCCUGUUCUAGAUAAAGUAGCUCAGAGAAGAGCUCUUCCCCAAAUCAAAAUCAGCAUGGCUAAUGCUCUUCACCCCUCAAUGGUUCUCUACAUCCAUGACAUCACCGUCGAUUUCAGCAAGUCGAAAACGAACAUAGAAUCUGCUGAAUUGCGAAUUGGCGAUUCACAUUCGCCAAUUGAACACAAAGUAGAAAAGAGUUUGCGACACACAUUUUCUUCACCCAUGGUGCUUCUUCACGGGGAAUCAUUUUCCUUACAUAUACGGCACAAGAAACAUUUUCUGAGAAUCAAGCGUCGUCAUGAAAACAUUACUUUUGAUCCAGAUGACAUGUCCCGUGCAUAUAAUGCAAGUCAACAAGAAUACAACAAGGUCCAUAGCAACAUCACGAUCGUCGUCAAACUUUCCAGUAGUACAACAGCCGAACAGUCCGUCUCUCCUGAUCAAAGCCUUCAGCCUACUACUGUCGAAAUAUUUCAGCACUGUCCUCGGUUCCGAAUUCUAGUGAUAGGAAAGGCUGGCGUCGGCAAAUCAUCGCUGAUCAGCCAGGUAUUUGGAGUAGAAAAAGAGAUCGUUGCGCACGAUAAGCCAGGCCAGGCUGACAUCAACAAAGAGUUCAUCUCACUUCGGAACAACAAGUUUGUUCUUCACGAUAGCAAAGGUUUUGAACCAGGGGACGAAGACAACCUCAAAAAAGUCCAAGAUUUCAUUGACCGUCGGAGGGAAAUGCCUCCGGAAGAUCAGUUGCAUGCCGUUUGGCUUUGCUUUGAGAUACCCCGUGCAGGCGGACGUUUGCUAGAGACUGGAGUGGAGAAAUUCCUGGAAUCGCAAAACAGUGUAACGCUGGAAAAUGUUCCCGUUAUCGUCGUUCUUACUAAGUACGACAUGCUCAUCGAACGCAUGGAGCGAACUCUAAGUGGAAGCUUUUCGAGCGACGAAGACCACAAGGAACGCGCCAAGAAGAACGCGGAAGCCUGGCUGCAGGAAACCUGCAUUGGACCUCUAAAGCAAUUUGCAGCGCUUAAUAUUCCCAGCGCUAAGAUCUCUACCGAAGGAGGCUAUGAAGAGACGCUCACCGACCUGAUCCAAAUAACUGAAAAGUGUGUCGGCCAGCACUCCGCGUCGGAGGCCUCAGCGACGGCCUCCAUCACUCAACCCACUGCGCCUGAGACUGCGGUGAUGACCUCCAUCGCUCAGCGAGUGGAUCCUGGACUCAAAAUAAAGGCAUCAAUCGAAGUUGGCAAGAAAAGAUACUGGAAUACGCUUGCGUCAUCCCCAACAUUCAAGAAUCGCAAGAUGUGGGAUUGUCUAGAUGUGCUUCACACUGACAUCGUCAAUGUGUGGAACUUCCAUGACCCUUAUCAUUACUUGCACAGUCGAGAGUUCAGGGAAUUGAUGACGACCGUGGUCGAUAACAUACAAGUUGGACCGACAGCUGAUCCCACCAACAUCAAGACUCCAUUAUCCAUGGUGGGCGCUAUUGCGGGCAUCGUGUCCGACCUGGCGGGACCUACGGCUCCCAUCGUAGUACCGAUAGCAGUAGGUGCCGUACUCGCCGCAUGGGUUCACGAGGUAUACCAGAUAUCCCGCCCGGUGCUUCGGCGCUUCAUGGCCUACAUCAUUCACCUAACGCUUGUGUUGCAGACGCUUUUUAUCGUGUCAGAAAGCCAGGACAUCACUCCUAGGGCAAUCAAGCUCGCGGUUACUUCCUACCUCGCCUCCCCAACGAGCGGACAAGUCCUUACUUGCAUUCAAGAUUAUGAUGAGCAAUUGAACAUCCUAGAACGCCCGGAUCGCGAAAUCUUGAAUAAGAUCAUUGAAGUGAUGCAAAAGUACGAGAUCAAUGGGGCACAAAUAUCUGAACUUCGGGCAGAUGUUCCUCCUGUGGAUUUGUCGUCGGACGAACCAUGGUAAAUCGAGAAGUCGUAGCACUCGGUUGUUUCUUUCCCGGAUGGUUUUGCGCGUGGCGGUGUUUCAGUGCUGACGCGAUUGCAAACAUUGCAAGCUUGUACUAUGUAAGCGGAUUUAUGACCGAUCACAACACUGUAGCCUAUGAUACACUAGUACUGUUGUAUUAUUGUAAGUUAGGUUUACUAAUAGCUACAGCCUGACUUGAAAACUCACGACUCAUCUGUAUAGUAAUCUAGUAAGUAGUAGUCCAAAGUCUGAUAUACAACUAGUACUAUUAUCUAGGGAUAUCAUAUCAGC
Suillus plorans is the source of this 2321-nucleotide messenger RNA. RefSeq lists its product as uncharacterized. The coding region runs from base 171 to 2027 and encodes 618 amino acids. NCBI's taxonomy places the organism in Eukaryota, Fungi, Basidiomycota, Agaricomycetes, Boletales, Suillaceae. The transcript is spliced from 17 exons. The record is from RefSeq and is a predicted model, not a curated record. Gene Ontology annotation, molecular function: GTP binding.